Messenger RNA from Dermacentor andersoni, 810 nucleotides. The record is from RefSeq and is a predicted model, not a curated record. Lineage: Eukaryota; Metazoa; Arthropoda; Arachnida; Ixodida; Ixodidae.
GCAGGAAUUUGCCUUGGAACGCCCUCGUAGAUUGCGUCAAAAUUGACCGCGCCUGCACUAUCCUUUCCUAGGAAGUCACCCCCUCCACGGUCCGUACGGGACGGGCGACUAUGGCUGGGAAAGAAACAGUUCGACCCUACUUGACGAUGUCCGGCGGCAGCUGUGACGUGGACCAGGGGGCAAGCAGUGCAGCCACUGAUCUGGACUUUGGCAGAGUCCCCGAAGAAACCAGAGAAGCAGCGUGGCAGCAGCGAGAGAACCAGGCUGCCAACAGAAUCCAUAAGUGCCACGUGUGUCUGUUCGGUUUCACCGACGCGGAGGCCUUUCAAAAGCACGCCGCUGACCACUCGCUUGGGAAAAACCACCACUGCUCCAAGUGUGGUAAACUGUUUAUGCAGAAUUACCAGCUCACGAGGCAUUCAGGUACGCACGGCGAACCGUCCUUUGAGUGUGACGUGUGCGGCAAAAAGUAUCAUACCAAAGGUACCUGCAGGAGGCACAUGCGUUCAUGCCGCAUAGGGGCACAGGACCGAGAAGCCGUCGAAGGGUCUCCUUAACACGAAAUUGGUCGUGUCCGUCGGGAAGCACCGUUGCAGCUGGCGGUGGAUUCGGCAUCGGUGCGGCCGGAAGUUCGCCCGGGAGGAGUGACCUUUCUUGAUGUCACCCUGGCGCCAAGACGUGUCGUGUGCCUUGGUAGAACUUGCUGUCUGGGCCUCGAAUGUUUUAGCUGUGCGCUAACUUUUUGACAAACAAAACUGGGCUAAUCUUAUUCCUUCUGACUACGGCUGAAGAAUGCCUGCGAAUAAAGUU